AUGUCCACACAAGAGGCAACAUCAACAUUAUCGGCAAUGGAAUCAUUGUCUCGAUACGUCAACAUCUUUAACAAACUUGCCGAUAUUCUUGUUGGAGAGUUUCAAAAUCACCCAUAUCGUUCAUUGAUUGAUGUUUCAAUUAUUGUUUUAAUUGUUUGGUAUUUGAUGAGCAAGAGACGUUCAGCUGUGCCACCACAAAAACUUUCCAAGAAACAAGAAGAUGAAAUUAUUGAAGAUUGGGAACCUGUACCACUUGUUCCAACCUCUGAUGAUAGCAAUGUUGAUGCUACAAUUAAUGCUAUGAAGGAACAUGAAUAUGUCGUCACUUCAGUUGCCGAUGUUGAAUUCACUGUUGAAGGAAAGAAGGACAAGGUUAUUAACUUUGGUACUAAUAACUUUUUGGGUUUUAUUGGUGAUAAGGAUAUUCAUGAAAAGU
Molecule: messenger RNA, 436 nt
Organism: Naegleria gruberi
Lineage: Eukaryota; Heterolobosea; Eutetramitea; Acrasida; Naegleriidae
Exons: 1
Source: RefSeq, a predicted model, not a curated record